Molecule: messenger RNA, 162 nt
Organism: Phytophthora sojae
Lineage: Eukaryota; Oomycota; Peronosporomycetes; Peronosporales; Peronosporaceae
Exons: 1
Molecular function (GO): zinc ion binding; nucleic acid binding
Source: RefSeq, a predicted model, not a curated record
GCAAGUGGCACCACUUGCUACCUGUGUGGAAAGUCGGGUCAUUGGGCGCAGCAAUACCCCACGGGUCCAAAGUGCUAUGCGUGCAACCAAAACGGGCACUACGCACGAAACUGUACGAAUGAGGAGGCGAAAGCCAAGAACGACGCGUACUUGCAGACGCGU